AUGCCUCAGGAUAUGCCCCCAGCGGGGGGCUACGCUCCUGUCCAGUACAAGCGUAACAUCCCUGCGCGCGGCUUCAGACCGUCCAUCUACCUUAUCGGCAUGCACCUUGUCAUGGCCUACGGAUACUACAAGCUCUUCUACGGUAUCCGCGAGAAAAAUGAACUUGUCCGCGAGAAGGUGUGGGCCCGCCUGCACUUAACCCCCCUCCUCCAGGCCGAGGAGGAUCGCGACCAGGUCCGCAGAUACUACGCCGACAAGGCUCGUGAGAAGGAGCUCCUUGGAACGGAAACCAAGGUCUACAACUCGGACCGCUUCAUCCGCCCUACCUUCGGCUACGCCCCUGCCAACGUCACCAAAUAAACGAGACGAUAUCCACGGUCUCGGGGUAUGUGUGAAGAAUACCCUUUCGCAGCCAGAUCGGUCUGAUCAGUAUACCGCAACAAUUGAAUCUGGAGAAAGAGGGGGGCGGGAAAGGCGAAUUUUUAUCGAAUUGAAGAUAUUGGACGAUGUAUCAGCUGAACGAAGUUUUUUUUUUCUCCUCAUGGGUUUUUAAGGGGCAAAACUGCGUUUUGAGCUUGUCAAGAGAAUCGUGUAGAU
Molecule: messenger RNA, 597 nt
Organism: Penicilliopsis zonata CBS 506.65
Lineage: Eukaryota; Fungi; Ascomycota; Eurotiomycetes; Eurotiales; Aspergillaceae
Exons: 4
Coding region: 1-360 (119 amino acids)
Source: RefSeq, a predicted model, not a curated record